Xyrauchen texanus (razorback sucker) is the source of this 2460-nucleotide messenger RNA. RefSeq lists its product as uncharacterized. The coding region runs from base 300 to 2357 and encodes 685 amino acids. The record is from RefSeq and is a predicted model, not a curated record. The transcript has 9 exons. NCBI's taxonomy places the organism in Eukaryota, Metazoa, Chordata, Actinopteri, Cypriniformes, Catostomidae.
AAUAUUUGGUACCUGCUUAAAUUAAAUGGACAUACAGACAUUUUUCUAAAAUUCUUAGUUUGUGUUCUGCAGAAGAAAGAAAGUCAUGCACAUUUUAGAUCGCAUGAGGGAGAGUAAAUAAUGAGAGAAUUUUAACUUUUUGUAUGAACUAUUCAACUCUUAAAUUGGUUUACAUUUAAAUCUUGAUUUCCGCCUUUUCUCACUUUUGCGCGCUCUCAACAGUGCACGUAGAGAAGCUCGUUCCCAAUUGUUUUACUGCUAUAUUUGUUGAUAUAGUUUAUUAUUAUAUUGUUUUCAAAAUGGUGCGCAUAUGUGCUUUUCCUGGAUGCUUCAAUCGAGAGAAACUAGUGAGACUCCGUCAUUGGGGAUCAAAAACGCAGGGGGAAAGUUUGACUUUCCAUAGAUUUCCAAGGCAUGAUCCACAGAGAUUGAAGCUGUGGCUUCUCGCUCUUCGCCUUGAUCUCAGCACACCCACUAAAAUUGUCCGUGGACUGAAGGUGUGCAGUGAACAUUUUUCACCAGACGAUUUAAUUGAAAACGGGAGCACAGGAAGACGAGUUCUAAAAUCAACAGCAGUGCCCAUGCUCGUACCAAAAACAGAGGAGGCUGUGAGUGAAAAAGAUGGAGACACAGAGGUCCUUGGGGAUGAGAUGUUUUUUGCCAGUGUUCCACCAUCAAUCCCAGAAAAGCCAGAGACCAUCAGAACCAGCAAUGGACAAAAUGAGGAAUCACAGUCAAAACUGAUUUUGAUCGUAUCUAAUCCUAAUCAGACGCAGUCAUCAACAUCUAGGACAUACUAUGCUUUCCCUCCUAUACAGUCUUCUCAGUCAGGUGAACCAGCAGAAACUGAGGUUAAAAUAGAAAGUACUGACAUAGAUGUCAACAUGCUUUCUGUAAGUCCUCCAUCUUGCACGAAGGAUCUCAAUCUUAUUCCUCCAACUUCAAGCCAAACUACAGGGCAAGAGGAGGACAAAGUAAUAGGCCAGCAUUGGAAGGAAAGAAAAUGGCUGGUUAACGAAUCCUCUUUGAUGAAACUGUUUAGGUUCUGCCAACAAUGUGGAGCACCGGUCAGGGAACCAAAACAAAUAACAUCAGGGAGCCUCAUCCUUGUACAGUGGGAGUGUUCAAUGGGACACAGAGGGCAGUGGAGUUCAUGUUUUGAUGUUGGGGGUAUGGCUGAGAAUGACCUGCAUGUGGCGGCAUCUAUAGUGUUCUCUGGAGCAACAUAUGUUGACAUUGCCGAUUGGGCUGCCCUGCUCAACCUUCAGGUGCCAGAUAAAGCUACUUUCAAUGGAAUCCAGUCAUCAUACCUCAUCCCUGUCAUAGACUCUGCAUACAAAGAACAGCAAACAGCACUGCUGCAACUCUUGCGUAUGCAAAAUAGGCCCCAGAAGAGAGUGCAUUUGUCAGGGGAUGGAAGAGACGACAGCCCAGGGUUCUCAAGCAAAUAUAAUACAUACAGUUUCAUGGAUGACACAACCAAUCAGAUUGUCCACUUUGAACUGGUGCAGGCGACAGAAGCAUCUAGUUCAGGUGCUAUGGAGCCUGUAGGUUUUAAGAGAGGUCUAAACAAACUUUUGGAGAAAGGCAUUGAUGUAGAGAUUGUGACUACUGACCGAUCCCCCUCAAUAAGGAAGGUCAUGCAGGUGGAUUAUCCAGAUAUCCACCAUGAGUUUGACAUCUGGAGUGUGGUCAAGGGGUUUUAUAAGAAGUUGCUAUCAGUGUCUUGGAAAAAGGGAAAACAAGACCUGCAGCCCUGGGUCAAAUCCAUAUGUAACCAUUUGUGGUAUUCCUGUUCAACUUGUGGAGGUGACGCCAGUGACUUAACUAAGAAGUGGAAGUCCCUUCUUCAUCACAUUUGUGGUGUACAUCACUGGAUGGAAGAUGGAAGACAGCACAGAUGUCAUCAUGAUGACCUCCUACCUGAACAGCAGCGGAGAAGAAGAUGGCUUAGAAAAGAGUCACCUGCCUUCCAAUCACUAUCAUCCCUUGUUCUGAACAAAGGUCUCAUAAACGACUUGAGGCAAAUGGCACUUUUCAAGCAUACAGGCAAGCUUGAGGUCUUCCAUUCCAUACUUCUGAAAUAUUGUCAGAAGAACCUCCACUUCCACUACACAUCCAUGACAGCUCGUACCAAACUUGCUGUCCUUGACUACAAUGAAAAUGUUCACCGUGGAAAGACCACAACCACCAAACCCAGCAGUCAACAACACAAGGCUUUGUGCACACCCCAUGAACCAACAACACAAAACUUCCGAGAUGAUCUUUUUCAGAAGGUUCUGCAGCGGCGCAUGGACCCCACUGUUGAGUUCAAGGACCAGUCCUCUCAGCUGGCACUUCCCCAACUGCCACCUUAAAAAGCACAAAUGCUAAAUUGAAUCAAGAAAAAGCAAUUGCAAUGGAUGUGUAAAUGUUUAACAGAUAGAAUAAAAUGAAUCAUGUUAGUUUUUACUUUGUCUC